AUGCUGCCCCUUCUCUUUUCCCUAUCACUUCUCUCGCCCGGCCUCGCGGCCGUGGCGCCGCGGCCGCGCUCGGUCAUCACGCGCGGCGACGGGUUCGUGCGCGCUAGCGUCAACGCGGUGCAGCACGCGCCUCGGCUGCGGGCGCGGCAGAACGCGGUCGACCUGGAGAACAUGGACAGCGGCACGCGGUACGCCAUCGACGUGGCGGUGGGCACGCCGCCGCAGACGGUGUCGCUGAUCAUCGACACGGGGUCGCCUGAGCUGUGGGUCAACCCGCGCUGCGACACGGCCAACGACGCGGCCGCCUGCGCCGCCGAGCCCCAGUACGACCCCGACGGCAGCUCGUCGCUCGCCGACACGGGCGUCACCAACGUCAUCACCUACGGCAAGGGCAACGUCUCGAUCCAGUACGUCUUCGAGACGAUAUCCAUCGGCUCCGCCACCAUCACCGAGCAGGUCAUCGGCGUCGGCCUCGACUCGUACGACAUCCCCAUGGGCAUCCUCGGGCUGUCCCCCGACACGGACGGCACGGCCGACUACCCUUACGUCCUCGACACAAUGGCGUCGCAGGCCGUGAUCGCCAGCCGGGCCUUCUCGCUGGACCUGCGCAGCGUCAGCGACCCUUCCGGCGCCGUCAUCUUCGGGGGCGUCGACACGGGCAAGUUCUCCGGCACCCUCCAGAAACUGCCCAUCCUCGCGCCCUCGCAAACCCCGACCGGCGCCGACCGCUACUGGGUGUCCCUGACGGGCGUCGGCAUGACACAGCCCGACGGGUCUGCCGACCGCACGCCGGCCAACGCCAUCGACGUCCCCGUGUUCCUCGACUCGGGCGGCACGCUCAGCCGGCUGCCGACGGCCAUCUUCCAGGCCAUCGGCAACAGCUUCCCGGGCGCGCAGUUCGACGCGCGCAGCGGCUUCUUCGUGGUGCCCGACUGCAGCGCGCUAGCCGACAGCGGCGGGACGGUCGACUUCUUUUUCGCCGGCGACGUGGCCGUCAUCCGCGUGCCGUUCGCCGAGUUCGUGUGGCAGCCUGCCUCUGCCGGCAAUAGCGCAGAGUGCCUGCUGGGCGUGCUGCCUGACGAUGACGAGCCGGUGCUGGGCGACUCGUUCCUGCGCGCCGCGUACGUCGUCUUCGACCAGGACAACCGCGCGCUGCACAUCGCGCAGGCCGCGAGCUGCGGCGCGGAGAAUUUGGUGGCUAUUGGGAAGGGCGUCGACGCGGUGCCCUCGGCCACGGGGCUGUGCGAGGGUGCUGCGCAGCCGACGAGCGCCGGCGACCUCGAUGUCGCGGCCACGCAGGCGCCCACGAGGACGUUUUCGGGCAGCGCGCCAGCUGUCACGGCGCCGCUUGGUGGGCCGGGGCCUGUUAAGUCUAUGGCGAAGACUACGGGUACGCCGAACCCUACGGGCCUGGCGGCGCCGAAGGAGACGGCUGAUAAAAAGAAUGCGGCUGUUGGUGGGGUGAGUGUUGGCCUCGGUGCGGGUGUGGCUUUAAUGGUUGCAAAUAUCGUUGCCUGGACUCUGUAA
Lasiosphaeria miniovina is the source of this 1527-nucleotide messenger RNA. RefSeq names its product aspartic peptidase domain-containing protein. The transcript is spliced from 2 exons. The record is from RefSeq and is a predicted model, not a curated record. Gene Ontology annotation, molecular function: aspartic-type endopeptidase activity. Lineage: Eukaryota; Fungi; Ascomycota; Sordariomycetes; Sordariales; Lasiosphaeriaceae. Gene Ontology annotation, biological process: proteolysis. Bases 1 to 1527 code for a protein of 508 amino acids.